AACCUGCUUACAUGAUCCCUGGUGAUGGGGAACCCGGUAACAUGAAUCCUGGAGUUGAGGAACCUGCUAACAGGAACCCUGGUGAGGGAGAACCUACUAACAUGAACCGUGGUGACGGGGAAGAUGGUAACAUGAACCCUGGAGUUGAGUAACCUGCUAACAUGAACCCUGGUGAGGGGAAACCUGCUAACAUGAAACCUGAAAACGCGGAAGCUGAUGACAUGAACCAUGGAGGUGAGAAAGCUAACGACAUGAACCCUGGAGACGAACCUGUUGCUCGCCAGCCCGUGGCUUUAAACCAUUCAAGAGCUUGGCGAUUAAUCGAAAAAAUCAAUCGCGAUAGCUCGAGCUUAACUGCGCACGGAUUGAUUUGGACAAUUUGUUUUAAUGAAGCACUAAGCUACGUCAUUAAACCGUGCCAUCAUGCAUCCAUUGGAAAGCAGUGUGCUCUACAGCUUUUAAGGCCAUUUUAG
Messenger RNA from Cotesia glomerata, 473 nucleotides. RefSeq lists its product as uncharacterized. Lineage: Eukaryota; Metazoa; Arthropoda; Insecta; Hymenoptera; Braconidae. Bases 162 to 473 code for a protein of 103 amino acids. The transcript has 2 exons. The record is from RefSeq and is a predicted model, not a curated record.